AUGGUGAAUAGUUCGAAUCCCAAGAUCACAUCGUUUAUUGCUCGCUGUGUGGCCUUUAUAGCCAAGUCUUGGUCAUCUAAACGCCUUGACCACCAUGAGAGCCAUCGUCCUCCUCGCCGUGCUAGUUUUCGUAGUCUGGUGAGUGCCAAACGUGAUUCCAAUCAAAAAUUCAAAGCAUGCUGCGCCAGACAGAAAGCUGCUGAUAAAGAAUGUAAAAGGAAAUUUUGCGAUUUCAAUUCUAUCAACCAAAAUAAUAUGCUCCACUUUCUUAAUAUGUGUUCACCUCGAGAAGAUACCGUAAAACUGAUGUGGGAUUGUGCCUCUUCGCGACAUGACCAUGUGGAAUGUUGCAAAAAGCGAAAUGUCCUACCGGCAUGUAUGCAAUACUGCGACAGUUCUCAUUCCGUGCCAGCUGAUUAUCUCAACCAUCUCGUCUGCCUUCAAAACUUCGAUGCUAUCCGUGAUUGCUUCAGAGAUCAUUUAGAAAAGAACCCAAAUAUUUUUGGCGAUAAUUGA
This is a messenger RNA of Strongylus vulgaris, 516 nucleotides long. The record is from the annotation of a GenBank genome assembly. Lineage: Eukaryota; Metazoa; Nematoda; Chromadorea; Rhabditida; Strongylidae.